Sinocyclocheilus anshuiensis is the source of this 1427-nucleotide messenger RNA. RefSeq names its product proheparin-binding EGF-like growth factor. NCBI's taxonomy places the organism in Eukaryota, Metazoa, Chordata, Actinopteri, Cypriniformes, Cyprinidae. Gene Ontology annotation, biological process: positive regulation of cell population proliferation; epidermal growth factor receptor signaling pathway. The transcript is spliced from 6 exons. Bases 165 to 848 code for a protein of 227 amino acids. The record is from RefSeq and is a predicted model, not a curated record. Gene Ontology annotation, molecular function: growth factor activity; epidermal growth factor receptor binding.
CGGCUGAUUUUUUAACCUUGACGCACGAGAGACGCUCACAGUAACAAAGUAACGCUUGAAGACACUGAGUAACAAUCUACGGUGGCUUCAAAGGAAUUAACACAGUGGGAAGGAUUUUCAUUUUAACAGCUGAAUCUAUCGUCGUCAUUACCAGAAGGGAAAAUAUGAAGUUUUUAACUAGUUUGCGUCUUUUCGUCUUUACCAUCGUGGCUGUCACAUCGGUGAGCGGUGCAUCUAUAGAGCGGUUUGAGAGCGAGAGGCCUGCACAGACAGCUGUGAUUGAUCUUUUGGAGGCACUGAGUGAGAAGAGAUCUACUGUGGACAACAAGCAAGUGGAAUAUGAGGAGGAAGACGAGUAUUACUAUGAUGAUGAAGAGGAGGAUGAGUUUUCAGGGGAUUACGAAGUGCCACUUGUUGCUUUUUCAAGCAAACCCAAAGACCCGAGUGCAGUUUUAAAUGCGGAGAAACGUGAAGGCUCGCAGAGGAAGGGGCUCGGAAGGAAGAAGGCCAAAGGAAAGGGAAAAGGCAAGAAAAGGAAUCCAUGUCUAAAAAAGUACAAGGACUUUUGUAUCCACGGCACCUGCCAGAAUCUCAGGGACUUAAAGGGGCCCUCAUGCAUAUGUGACCAGGGCUAUUCGGGAGAGCGAUGUCACCUUUUCUCCCUGGAAGUAAAGCAGAAUGAGGGAGAGUAUAACCGCACUACAGCGCUUGCUGUGGUGGCCGUGGUUCUCUCUUCAUUGUGUCUCACCAUCAUUGGACUUUUACUGGCACUCAGGUUUCACAAGCAAGGUGCAUAUAAUGUGGAAAAUGAGGAGAAAGUUAAACUGGGAGCCGCCCCACACCACUAAACGAGACGGGAGAGAACGGGCAACCGUGUGGAAAUUCUACCUCAAAAUGAAGUGGCAAAGUUGAAUGUUGUGCGGAGCAGCGGGCACAGCGUGCUGGAGAGGAGGAUAGAGUAACAGUAUUUGUUUGGCAGGCGUCGUGGUGUCUCCGUGAAGGGCCUGACUCACGAAUGACUCGCAAAAAUGGUUCACAGGAGAGCUCAAAACCUGCCACGAACUGGAACUCUUGACAGACAGACUCGGUCGGGAAGAGAAACCGAGCUGUUCGAUACAGAAUGAGAAGGAACUCUUCGGGGUUGGGAAUGUAGUUUGAGUUUUAGAGGCGAGGCUUUUUCUAGUACUGAAGAAGCUUGGCCUAAAUUAAGUAUUCUUACAAAUAAGCAUUUUUGUUCAUGUCUUGUGCACUGUGUAUUUAAUCGUUGCUGGCUAUGCUUUAAUUUAUUUAUUUAUGUAUAUAUAACUAUUAAUAUUUAUUUGGAUUUAGACCAACCUUGUCCAGCCCUAAUGCACUGGCAACGUAUUUGAAAGUCUCUGUGUUGUAUGUUGAUGUAAUAUUUUAUUUAUUAAAAGAAGCAGUAGUAA